UGACCUCCAGAGAGCAGAACAGCGCUCUUCUUCACUGCACGAUUACCGCAGCUGCGUGAAAGGACCAGUGGAGUUUCAUAUUGCCGCUUCAUACAGGAAACACAUUUUGAUGCAUCAAAGAUAUAGAACAAUCUAUGCGUUUGACAUUGCUUUUUAAAGCUUAGAGUCUUGUAAGUGUAGGCGAAUUAUGGAGCGUCAAACUGUGACUGUUAGCGAUUCAUUUGAUUAUCCUUUGAUUCCGCUCAACACAACCUUUAUGGAGGAACCAGCGGGACUUCUGUCUAACAUCAGCGGAGGCAGCGAACAGAAGGCGGUGAAAGGCAACACGGCAGUCGCUAUCGCUGUGUGCAUUACCGCGCUGUACUCCGUCAUCUGUGUCGUGGGGCUGUUUGGAAAUGUUCUGGUUAUGUACCGUGUGGUCAGGUACACAAAGAUGAAGACACCUACCAACAUUUACAUCUUUAACAUGGCCCUGGCCGAUGCAUUAGCCACCAGCACUCUACCCUUCCAAAGUGCCAAAUAUCUAAUGAGUACCUGGCCUUUCGGUGAGCUCUUGUGCAAAGUGGUCAUUGCUAUCGACUACUACAAUAUGUUCACCAGUAUUUUCACACUGACAAUGAUGAGUGUGGACCGCUACAUUGCCAUUUGCCACCCAGUGAAAGCACUGGACUUUCGCACACCCGUCAAUGCUAAGAUCAUCAACAUCUGCAUAUGGAUUCUCUCGUCUGCUGUCGGUUUCCCAGUAAUGGUUAUGGCUGUUACUAGAGUGACAGAGACAGGCAAAACAGUCUGCAUACUGAAAUUCCCAGAUCCAGACUGGUAUUGGGAUACUGUGACCAAGAUCUGUGUCUUCAUUUUCGCCUUUGUGGGUCCCGUCAUGGUCAUCACCAUUUGUUACGGUUUAAUGAUUCUUCGUCUUAAGAGUGUGCGCUUGCUCUCUGGCUCUAAAGAGAAGGAUAGAAACCUUCGCCGCAUCACUCGCAUGGUCCUAGUGGUGGUGGCGGCCUUCAUCAUCUGCUGGACUCCCAUCCAUAUUUUUAUCAUUGUCAAAAUCGUGGUCAAGAUCAAUAAAAAGAAUCUGCUCGUGGUUGCCUGCUGGCAUCUGUGCAUUGCUCUGGGCUAUAUGAACAGUAGCCUCAACCCAAUCCUGUACGUGUGCUUGGAUGAAAACUUCAAGAGGGGCUUCCGAGAAUUCUGCUUGCCAUUUUGUUCUCGCAUGGAGCAAAGCAGCUUCUCCAGAGCCCGUAGAGGCAUCAAAGAGCCCAUCUCCGUGUGUGCCAAGUCAGAGUCAAUGAAGCAGCCCACAUGACUAUGCAUGGAUCAGAUAGCUCCUGGUAUACAACUAAGGACACAGAGAGACCUGCCGUCUGAGGUCACUCAAAUCUCCAGUGCUGAGUACGAAGCCUUACUGGAAACCACCUGAGGUUAAUACAACUUGACAGUAACCCCAUACCGAAGGCAAUUGUUCUUUUGGAUUACAUCAUGCUUUUUACCUCCACUUGUUUCUCUUUCUUGUACUAACUGAGUGGGAAACGCUGUUGAUGGCUCUAAAAUGAUCAUCAAAAUGUUUUCCUGACCAUUUUGGGCCAUUAAGGACCAUUAAGCCUCUAAUGAUUUAUUGGAAAAGACAUCAAAGAUGUGGUCUGGAAUGGUCAAUGGGAAAUCUACAUUCAUUAGUGGCAUAUGAGCCAUCAAAGUGGAUUCUCGUAAUCAUAUUUUUAAAAUGAAAGUGAAUACAUUUCCUUGAAAUAUGUGAGAACUUAAUACUAAAACACAUGGUUAUUGGGCUUAGAUGACAUACCAGAUAACUUACACAAAUUAUCUGGUAUUUUUUAACAUUAACUUAGUAUUGGUCCAUUUAUAGAGAAGGAUGUUUGUUACACAGCUCUGUAUGUUCAUCAAAUUCAGUGCUCUUUACAACAGUACAGGAUUUUGGAAGCUGUCAGGACAGUCUCUGCUUGAUAAAAUUCAGAAUUCACAUUUCAGCAGAUUUGCAAGUUAAUUUAAAUGCCACGGCACAGCCGCCUCAUAUUUGCUGUAAAGACAAGGUUAUCUUCCUUUAGGUGAUGAUGCUUGGUGCUUGGUGAAUUUGUUCUACUGGUGAAUGUGUUUAAUGACCUCUAGAAAGUGCAGUGUUAAUAUUAGGAGCAGUUUAGGCAUGUUGUGAUUCUAUCACAGAGGGGCUCUUAGAUAUUUUCUUCUUAGUUCUUACGAACGUAAUAUUUUAAUGUAAUAAUUCUAGCAUUUCAUUGACAUUAGAGGUAAAUGGCACAGGUUUUCAGCCUUUUCAAGUCAUAAAAUUGAAGUGACAUUUAACAAAUAAUUUUGUGAUAUUAAAGUUUGGUGAGAAAUGUCAGCUUUUCUGUAAAAAAUGUCUAUAUACCUGUAUAUGUUACAGACAUACUUUCUCCAGUCAAGGCUGUGUGUUGACGUAUCGGAGACAGUAUUUGCUUUGCUGUCGAAAUCUAUUAUGUACAUUUGCAUAAGUGUUGCAUAUUUCCUCUUUCAUUCAUUUUUAAUAGAUACCAGGCAAUUAUCACAAAUUAUCUGAACAGUUAAUGUCUUUGUUGUGAAAAUAAAAAUGG
This is a messenger RNA of Xyrauchen texanus (razorback sucker), 2585 nucleotides long. Its product is annotated as delta-type opioid receptor-like. Lineage: Eukaryota; Metazoa; Chordata; Actinopteri; Cypriniformes; Catostomidae. Gene Ontology annotation, biological process: neuropeptide signaling pathway; G protein-coupled opioid receptor signaling pathway. Bases 188 to 1309 code for a protein of 373 amino acids. The transcript is spliced from 3 exons. Gene Ontology annotation, molecular function: neuropeptide binding; G protein-coupled enkephalin receptor activity. The record is from RefSeq and is a predicted model, not a curated record. Gene Ontology annotation, cellular component: membrane; neuron projection.